CGAUGUGAGUUCCUCAUAUGCUUAGAUGGAUGAUGAGGGUGGGAUCACCCAAGAGGGCGAUGAGCUUGAUGAUGACAUGACUUUGGCGGACGCUCAAGCUCGGUCCGCAUAUGUGUUCAAGCCUAGGCAGCCCAGACGCUGGUACACGCCCAACGACUAUGACAAUAGAGGAAACCCAAAGGUGGUCGUAGGGACCUCGCGGAUGGCUAGCUUGGAUGAUGAGGCGGAGGAGGAGGCGGAGGCGGAGGCGGAGGCGGAGGAGGAAGUGCACGAAGAGGAUCCUCGUGCUCCUAAGAAGAAGAAGCUUGCCUGCAGGCGUGCCACCAGGAACACGCGCGGAAGGCAUUAGUGCUUGUUUAUGUUAAUUGUAGCCGUUUAAUUAGGUUGACGAACUUGUGAGGUU
Molecule: messenger RNA, 403 nt
Organism: Triticum dicoccoides
Lineage: Eukaryota; Viridiplantae; Streptophyta; Magnoliopsida; Poales; Poaceae
Exons: 2
Coding region: 26-349 (107 amino acids)
Source: RefSeq, a predicted model, not a curated record